ACAAACACAGAGCAAAGAACUGAGGAACACUAAGGGUUUAAAUACAUUCAAGGGAAAUGAGGGUCAAAAAAGCACAAAUGGGGGCAUCUAGUGACCAAAACCUGAACAAUCCUGGCCAAAUCCUGACUCUCUCUCUCUCUCGCUCUCUCUCCCUCUCUCCUCCAGCUUCUCUCUCUCCUCCAGCCUCUCUCUCUCCUCCAGCCUCUCUCUCUCCUCCAGCCUCUCUGAGUGUCAGUCCUGACAGAUCUCAGUUCUUUGAAUUUGAGUCUGUCUCUCUGAGCUGUGAGGUUCAGGGGAACUCGACUGGAUGGAGAGUGAUGAGGAACGCAGAGAGAGGAAACCUUUCAGAGUGUAGUACUGACUGGGGAAAACAUCAAGGGUCUUCAUGCAUCGUGUCACUAAUACCAUCAUCCAGUGGAGUGUACUGGUGUGAGUCUGGGUCUGGAGAACACAGCAAUGCUGUCAACAUCACAGUACAUGCUGGAGAUGUGAUCCUGGAGAGCCCUGCCCUUCCUGUGUCUGAGGGAGAUUCUGUGACUCUGCGCUGCAGAUAUAAGGUAACUCCCUCUGACCUCACAGCUGUUUUCUACAAAGAUGGAUCCCUCAUCAGGGCUGAGUCUUCAGGAGAGAUAACCAUCCCUGCAUUAUCCAAGUCAGAUGAAGGACUCUACAAGUGUUCCAGCUCGAAAGGAGAAUCACCAGAGAGCUGGAUGACAGUAACAGGGGCUCAACCUCAUCCCCCCUCUCCCACCCCUCUCCUCUCCUCCCCGCUCCUCCUCCCUCUGUCUGUCUCUGGGUUGGUGGCUGCUCUCUCCAUCUCUCUGAUCAUUCUACUGGUCCUGUUCUGCAAGAGGAACAAAGAUGUAGCAGCUGAACCCAGAGAUGUUACGUAUGCUGACGUCAGAAUCAUACAGGACCCAGAACACAGGAGAAGGAGAGAGAAGUCUCCAGGAGCUGAUCCAGUCUACUCUGCAGUGAAGACCUCCAACACCAAAGUUCCAGGUGGAUCCGGUCCAGGUGAUGUGACCUAUGCUGACAUCAACCACACAGAGAAGAGACAACACAACAGGAGGAGAGAGAAGGUCGUUCCAGACCCUGUCUACUCAGCGGUGAAGACAGAUAGACAGAGAUACAGGUCAGAAGGUCGUUCCAGACCCUGUCUACUCAGCGGUGAAGACAGAUAGACAGAGAUACAGGUCAGAAGGUCGUUCCAGACCCUGUCUACUCAGCGGUGAAGACAGAUAGACAGAGAUACAGGUCAGAAGGUCGUUCCAGACCCUGUCUACUCAGCGGUGAAUACAGAUAGACAGAGAUACAGGUAGAGCUGUAUCUGGAUCCUGGGAUGUAACGUACAGACUGAGUGUUAUGCCCAGCAGGAGAACUACAGAAGGAGGUGGCACACGAGAUUCAACCAGGAGACUGGAUCUGGGUCCAAUCACUAAAGAAAAAAAACUGGAAGCAGCCUCGGUGGGAGGGACCAUUCCAAGUACUACUGGUGACUGCCUUCGCCUUCGCCGAAAGAGCUACCUGGGUACAUAUCACACAUUGUAAGAGGGUAAGUCACACUAGCACUGUCGGACUAGCACUGUCGGACAAUCACAGGAAUAGGAGAGGAACCGUGACCCAUAUGGAACGGGGGUCAAACUCCUUCUGAAGAUUCCCUAUACCCGACCUUUCCCCAGCUGUGAGCGUUCAUAGAAGUGAAGUGAUGGCUUGGCCUCUGGCUGUUGAUAUGUUCUCGGGGAGAGGGUGGGGCUUCACGUGCGCACUGACCGUCCUGAGCUGUUUUAUUGUGGGGGCCAUAUUCCUGAUUCACCAUGAUCCCCGGAGAGUGCCAAAGAGGAUAAUUUGACUCAUGUGCUAGAUGAGGGAAAUGGGAUGUUACCUAAGAUUCUCAAAAGGUCACUGAAACAAAAUAGUAAGGAAGUGAGGGUGGAAUUGGGCAAGGAUCUCUCAGUAUAAUUUUGUGUAGACCAAUUGGGGUCAUUCACCCCUUGGCAGUCUAGAACCAUGGGACUCUAUGGGAAGUAUUUGUGUAAAUCACCGUGUAAGUCGUGGAGCCAGGUCAAAGCUCACACUGAAAGGGAUGGCUACGUAAACCCAUACACUCAAUUUGGGACCAGGUGGAGUAUAGUAAGGGUUGGCGUUUUGGACUGUGUUCCCGAACAGAGGAAGUAUUGUAUAAAGGUGUGAAUUAACAUUAAGGCGGUCAAUACUCAGGAUCUCGGGUUAUGGUAUGUGGGCUUCGACCAGUUUUCAACUGAUACUAUGGUACCGUUCCAGGUGGCAGAAGUUAGAGUCGAUAAGGAGAAUAUGAUUGGCCGAAGUUCAACCAAUCCCUCUAACACAACGGCUAUUCCUAGUGUAAUCAUCCAGGGUAAAGGACCAGUACGAAUAGUUCAGACCAAAGACCUUAAAGACGUUAUAGAGGUGGAGACUGGGUUUGGGGAGUCCAACUUAUGGUUGGAAUGGAUUCAAUAUACGGCCAGAUCAGUGGCUAAAGAAGAAUGUUAUGCCUGUGCGAACGCUAAACCCCAGUUAACAACUAUCCCUUUCCCACUGAACGGAAUUAAUUCCCCUAAGGGAAUGGCAUGUAUGGUAAAGCUGUUCAUGAAAGCAGGAAUGCCAAAUAAUGACAGUUGUAUUGAUUUGUACUAUUUAUAUCCCCAGGUUCCACUUAAAUCAAGACUUCCUCCCUUUACCGUGACAAGAUGAGAAUAUUACUGUUUGGCCAGAUACAGUACACACGGGAAUACGUGGGGGAAGUUAGUACUUGCAAUAAGACAGAGAAUAUUACCACUGACGAGACCAUGUCUGAUUUGACAGGCUGGUUGAACUCUGGGGAUUUCAAAAUGUUGAAGUGGGCCAGGGCUGACAUCUGGUGGUUGUGCGGGGGAAUGAAUUUGUGGCCAGUAUUGCCGACUGAUUGGACUGGACUAUGUGCUUUAGUACAUUUAGGAAUGCCUUUUACACUCAUAAAACACCAAGACAUGAAGUUAGCCAAACGAGAGAGAAGAGAUGCUCCAUCUGGGUCUUUUGACGACAGAGUAUAUAUUGAUAACAUUGGGGUUCCACGAGGGGUGCCGGAUGAGUUCAAGGCAAGAAAUCAGAUACUAGCAGGAUUAGAGUCAAGUAUUUUCUGGUGGUCUACUCUCAAUAAGAAUGUAGACUGGAUUAAUUAUAUUUAUUAUAAUCAACAGCGCUUUAUCAAUUAUUCCAGAGAUGCGAUUAAAGGGUUGGCAGAACAGACUGAAGCAACCAGCCUGAUGGCUUGGCAGAAUAGAAUUGCAUUGGAUAUGUUAUUGGCUGAAAAGGGAGGAGUAUGUGUGAUCUUCGGGAACAUGUGUUGUACUUUCAUCCCGAAUAACACAGCUCCGGACGGAUCUGUGACCAAAGCCUUAGCUGGUUUGACCACCCUGGCUCACGAGUUGGCAGAAAACUCUGGGGUGGAUACUUCCCUGACUAAUUGGUUUGAUAGUACAUUUGGAAAAUGGAAAAGUGUUGUAAUCACGGUGUUUUGGGCUGUAUCCACCUGCAUGACUGUUUUAAUUUUAUGCGGCUGCUGUCUAAUUCCCUGUGUGCGAGGCCUUGUUUCCAGGACUCUGGAGAGAUCAAUGACACUACAGAUGGUGCGUUAUGGGCCGAUUCCAGGUUCUGACCUGUGGAGGAUUGAAGGCAUGUCUACAGAGGAAGUGGAUGAAUCUGGAUCUGUCAUUUGUGGGGAAUUUAUGUUUGAUGAGGAUAGUGUUGAGAUGAAGGGGAAUUAGAUUGUAAUUUGUUUCCAUGAUUAAACUGUUUUUUUAAUGAAGGUCGUGACGAAAAUCCGGAAGGAAGAGUUAUGAUUCUGAUGUAGGUUUAAAAACAGUUGGAGUUAAGGUUAUAUUUGAUUAAUGAAAUGUGAAGAGUUGGAUAAACAUUUAUAAUUGAUUUGUUGAUUAUGUAUCUAUUCAUAUGAUAAUCUGAUAAACCUCUAUAAAAAGGUUAGUUAAGUUUGUUUAUACUUUCAUUUUUUAUGAUGAAAUAAAACUAGAUGUAGAAUUGAAUGUAUAAUAUUUGAUCAAAGGGAGGAUUGUUAGAGGAAAUUAUAGUUUAGAUGAUUAAUUAUGUAUACAUUAUUGAUUAGAACCAUUUAUUCUAAUACUAUUAUGUUAUGGUAUGAAAAGUAUGAGUUUUUGGUUGAGCUGUUACUGAAAAUGUAAGCAGAACGAAUUAAUUGUCUGUGCCUCCUGGGUAUUUUAAGGAGGAGGGAUAAGAUAGUUUUUCAAACAGAUAAGAAUGUUUUGAUUGGAUUCCAUUAGUGGAGAGAAGUAUAUCUUUUAGACAGGUUGGAAUGUAGUUUAUGAGGGGAGUAAAAAAAUCUCUAGGACUGAAUACUACGCCAUUGUAAGGCUGGGAGAGGGUGUGAAACUGAUGACGUCAUUUUAUGUUCUCUUUCUUUAAAAUGUAAUGUUCUUUGUAUUUUGGGUUAGUACUCUCUUGUAAUAAAUGCUGUUACUUUUGGCUUUUAA
Oncorhynchus nerka (sockeye salmon) is the source of this 4508-nucleotide messenger RNA. RefSeq names its product low affinity immunoglobulin gamma Fc region receptor III-A-like. The coding region runs from base 57 to 1184 and encodes 375 amino acids. Lineage: Eukaryota; Metazoa; Chordata; Actinopteri; Salmoniformes; Salmonidae. Gene Ontology annotation, biological process: cell surface receptor signaling pathway. Gene Ontology annotation, cellular component: plasma membrane. The record is from RefSeq and is a predicted model, not a curated record. The transcript is spliced from 8 exons. Gene Ontology annotation, molecular function: transmembrane signaling receptor activity.